Messenger RNA from Peronospora matthiolae, 252 nucleotides. The record is from the annotation of a GenBank genome assembly. NCBI's taxonomy places the organism in Eukaryota, Oomycota, Peronosporomycetes, Peronosporales, Peronosporaceae.
AUGGCGCUCCAGGAGCUGGACGCGGCGCUGUCGGUUCGUCGAGAAGAGAUCUUAAGACAGAGGAGUCUGUUGGAAAAGAUUGAGAUGAAGACCGAGCGACUCAGGAAGCAGUACGCGAAAUUUGAGAAGCAGGUGCAGGAGAAGAGCGCUCUGCUUCGUGAAUGGAUCCAAACCACGAGUGGACAGAGAGGGGGAGAAGCGCCUUCGUCUGCAUCAGAAGCUAGGAUACACAAUAGAGAUCCGAGAGAAUGA